This is a messenger RNA of Besnoitia besnoiti, 2799 nucleotides long. RefSeq lists its product as uncharacterized. Lineage: Eukaryota; Apicomplexa; Conoidasida; Eucoccidiorida; Sarcocystidae. The record is from RefSeq and is a predicted model, not a curated record. The transcript has 7 exons. The coding region runs from base 1 to 2799 and encodes 932 amino acids.
AUGAGCGGGGACUUCCGCGCGUGGGGCUUCGGCGACAAGGGGCGAGGUGCAGCAGAGUCGGAUGCCUCUGUCGAAGGGCGCCGGCUACACAGCGUUUUGUGGAGAUCAGCGCGUUUGAGAGACGUGCCCGCGGCAGAGCGUGUGCCCGUCUGCAGUCGGUCCUUUGCAGCUGGAGAGAUGCGAACGGCACGGCGCAUACCCAGCAGACAGGUCAGCUCGUCAGGGUCCCAGGCUGACACGAGUCGCCUUGGCUCUGCGCGGCACCAGCGGCGUGCUCAUGCGAGCCAGCCUGCGGCAAAUCGGGCGCGGCACCGAGGGCCGAGCACCUCAAGCAGAGACUGCGAAACGCGCGGCGAGGGAACAGGCGGAGGAGGCGCGCCGCACCGAGCGCCCUUGUCCGGUCUUCCGGUGGCGCCGGUGAGAGACUCCUGCCGCGGAGAAGGCUCACUAGUGUGGGCGCCACGAGCACGGCACACAGGUGCAGAUGGGGGGCGGUACGCCCGCCGGAACGUCGCGAGCCCUGCCUCUCCGGUCCUUGAUGGCGAAAGCCCGCAGGAAGUUCCAGGCGCGGCGCGAUCGGGCCUUCUAGCCACCCGCCGGGUUAGGGAGGCCCCUGUGGGCGCGCGGCGCGCCAGGACGGAUUCGUUUCUUGAGGCCCUCAAUUGCCCUCGUACGCAGUUGCCCACCUCCGCUGGAGCGCUCUCGCUGGGUGCAGAUUCGACGGCGACGCGCCUGUGCAGAAGAGAGAAGGAGGACACUUCCACUCUCGGGCAGGGCCAUGAGCUCUCAUGUGGGGGGGACGGGAGGGCGUCGGGCGACGUCGCUGGGGAAGAGAAGCAACGCGGCAGCGGGCGCCUUGCGGGGGCGACGGAGGUGAACGCCGGCGGUGUCCCCAGCGGCUGGCGCCGCGUGCUUGUUUCCGUUUGGCCGCUGUUAUUUGUCUUCUCCCUCGUGGCGAUUGCCCUCCCGGACGGAGCGCACGCCCUCAUGCGCGACUCGAGGGGCGCGGCAUCAUUCGCGAGCUUCACCUCCACACACUCCACAUCCCGCGUCCUGCGUCCGCUCCACCUCUCCGCGGAGAGCGGGUGCCAGUGGUCCGUUGCUUCGUCGGUUUUCGCCCCUGAAUCCGGCGCCUCCGUUCCGGCGCAGUGCCGCCAGCUCAGCAGAGGCGUGGGCUUUCUUUCGUCCGGGCAGACGCCGGAGUUGCAGGCGUCGCGCGUUUACAAUGCCAGCGCGGCAGUUCCCGCCCAGGCUUGCACGCGUUCGGGCUCGGCAGCGGCUUUUUCGUGCUUCCUUUCUUCACCAAUCUCUUUUGGCCUCUCCGUCCCUACUGCGCUGGCGCCCGUUCGCGUCGCCAGCGCAGCUCGGCGCGAUCCGCGCGGCGUUGUGCUGGCGGAACGCCGAGAGUCUCCCCGCGACACACCAUUCUCUUCGGACCUCUCAGGAGCUACUCCCGCAGCGCUGCAGGCCGCCGCGUCGCGCGCGCAGUCCAGCGAGGACGACGCGCCGGUCGCGCGAACGCAAAAGGAGUGGGUAGAAGAGUUGACGGCAGCGCUGCAGUCCGGCGCCUUGAAGCUCCCCACUCUCACGGAAGAAGUGACUAAGGCAGCAAGGGGGAGGCCCAUCACCCCUCACGGACUCGAUGACCUCAUUGAAGCCGCAGCCGCGGUCCGCGCCGGGCUCCCUUUGCCGUCUCAUCUGAUUCCGUCUGAGGGAGACGAAGACUCCAAAGAUGAUGCAGCAGACUCAACCCAGGAGACCAAGAAGGGCAAGAAGCCUGCGGAGACCAGGUCGCCAAACGAAGGAAAGCGCAGUGUAGCUGCGUACGCAGACGAGGCGCGACAGCUUCAGGCAAACCUCGACGGCGCGAGUGAAGAGAAAAAGCAGUUUUUCUUGAACGCAUAUCGGAGGGAGCUGCGCCACCGAGGCGUGGACGACGCGGACUGCCAAACGGCGCACGACCUCUGCAACCGCCUCGCGUUUGCCAGGGUCUUCAGCAGUUCCCAGGACCGGAAAAGUUCUUCAAAAGCAGGAAAGGAUGCCUCUGGAACGGGGAAGGCUGUGCGGGCUGAAGUGACGGAGGCAGGGCGGUCUAGGAAGUCGCGGCGGUCGCGUACGCGUCGCCUCUUACCCCGGCUCUCGGAGGACGACGAGGACGAGGAAGGCGGCGACGCAGAAGGCGACGAUGCGUCUGGCAUUGUGCAGAUCUCUCCAGGCGUGUUCAUGGCCCGCGGCGGCUCCUUCGGGAGCGGCAGUCCAUUCGACCGGCUCUUUGCCGAUGUCUUCGGCGGCUCCUUCUUCGGAGGAAGGCCUGGGGAACAAGAGGAGGAAGCCGACGAAGGAGACAGCGGGGUGUCGCGGAGACGGGGGGCGCGGGGCGGAAGUCUUUUUGAUCACCUGUUUGGCGGCGACGUGUUCUCCAGCUUGCUCGGUGGCGGCCUCAUGGGAGGCGGCCAGCAGCAUGACGAGGAGGAUGACGAAGGCAGCGCCAGGUCCCGAGUGAAGAAGCUGGACUUCAAGGCGCCAGAGAGCUUGGAAAAAACUGCCGAGAACGGCGCUGCAGAGGACGAUCCACCCGCCGAUGAGACGGAUCCUCGCCUUUUACAGUUGCUGAAUAAAGCACAGAGCCGAGGCGACCCCUCCCUUGUGCUGUUUCUCAGGAAGUCCUUCCAGGAUACGACGCUCCGAGAGCUGCUGCUGGAGGCGCAGACAGCCGGCGUGGCAGCCGCCGAGGCCAAAGCAGACGGUCGAGGGCGAUACGUUCUUCAGAGAUUGAGAGACAAUCAAGUGCUCAGUUGA